AUGUUUAAUUUUAUCAAGCAGAAUACUUUCAAGCUUGUGGAUAGGGUAGAGUAAACUCUCCAGGAUGUCUAAAGACCCAAAUAUAUCGAGAAUGUGCAGCAAUUUAUGGACGAUGAUGAUGAGGGCUAUGAAAGUCCUAUUGAUUUGGAGGAAGAAAAGCUGACUAUUGGGGAGAAACUGUAGCUUAUUAUAAACAAGUCAUCACUAUUGAGUGAAAAGGAGAAGGGGUUUAUAUUUGAAUAUGCCAAGACUAAUCCACAGGAAGUCAACACAGGGGAAACUGUCGACAGAUUUGCUAAGAAUCUGAUCAUAAUAGUAAACUAAUUCUUUGAGUACGGGUUUAGAGAGAAAGGACCAGACUCUUAAAUGAAAGUGAGUCAUUAUUGGGAAUUGAUAUCAGAUAUUUUCAAAGGUUACUCUUCAGUAACAUACAUCAGCCAGGUGUUGGGCCCUUAAUAACAGCACUCUGAGUGUGCUCUUAGUUGGAUCACUCUGGUUCUCAAUGAAGAAAACGUUCUGUUUUAUUGUUUCCAUGAAAUUCUAAAAAGCUAUGAAUUCCUGACUCAUUAUGACUACAAUAAUAGCUUCUUUCAUUGUAACUAGAAUCAGCUAUUAGAAGUGAGUUCUAAGAUAUAUUAGCAUAAUUUACUGAUCAACAGCAAAUUCAAUUAAAGAUAUCAGGAUUUUCUGAAGGAAAGUUUGAAGAAGAGGAUGGAGUAAAAUCUUGGCAUUCAAAUUAAAGAUACAUUACAGGUUAAAUACGAAUAGGAAGAUGAAAUAGAUGAAGAUCAGAAAAAUUUGUAAGAAGAUCUAAAAUUAUUGGCAAUGAUGAAAUAAUAAGUCAUGGAAGAAGAGGAAAAAGAAAAAAAGUAAUUCCUUAAUGCCCUUGGAGAUGACAGUGACUCUGAGGAAAAUCAUGCUGAACUCAACUUCUCCUUAAAUCCUUAGUCUAAUUAAAACAUUCAAGUGCUUGAAUAAAUUAAACCUAUUCAUUAAAGAAAUAUGAGCAACUAACAGCAUGAUCAAAGCAGAGACAACUUAGAAAUGAUUGUUGAAGAAGAUAGUUUGAUCCUAGCCUAAAUAGGAGAAAGAAGAGAGAGUAGACCAGAUAUGAGACUUAAUCUAUUCUAGGAUUAAGAACUCAUGAAGAAAUAGGCCUAAUAAAAAUAUGUUCAGCCAUCACCUUCUCUUCCAAGAUAUGACUAAUCCGAAUACUCUCUUGAUGAGACCAACCAAUCAAAAUUUACCUAAAACUCUCACAAUAUACAGAAUUCUUAUGGAAACUUCGUCAGAGGAAUCGACAAAACAGCUCAAUAAAGGCCAUCAAUUAAUAAUCAAAUAUAAAAGAGAGGGUUUUAUGAUAAAUAGAGAUUUCACAUUAGUCCAAGAGACUAUGUUAAUGAUCAAUAAUAGAUAUAGGUAAAAUCUAAGAGACAGUCAUCACCCUAAUAGUUUUAGAGUGAUGAUUAAUCAGAUAUGAUGUUUGACAAUCCUAGUCAUUAAAUGCCUAUGUAUGUCAACUAGAAAGUAUCUCCUCAUAAGAGCAAACUACAAAAUUUAAGAUUAUAAGAGAACAUUCUUAAGAGUUUAGCCAGUUAAGAAAGUGACAGCUAGCCUCUUACAGGCUUGAAUAUUGAUAAGAUGAAUUACUACUUCAAAGCCAAGAUGGAAAAUAGAGCUAGAAGCACUCAGAGAUUACCAACUGCUACUUCUUUAUCUCACAAAGGUCAUAAGCAAGUAGAACUCAAGAACUCUGAUAUCUCAUUCUUUAAUGAGUUCAUGUAAAUCUUUAAGAGAAAGGAGUACAGUUCAGUAGAAGUUCAUAAGUUCUUUAAGAAAAUAUCAAGGAGAUUUAAAAAUAAGAAUAUGUGUCAUCAGUGUGGAAAGUAAAUGGACUCCUUUAUGAUCAAGUAUGUCAAGCGCUCUCAAUGCUUUUUCUGUUUGGAAUAUGUUUGCUCUAAAGAGUGUCUAAGCGAUGAGAAGUUCGUGAUUCCAAGACUUUUCAAUCUCUCCUAUGAUUUGGAGCCAAAGUAGGUCUGCUAACUUGCAGCUAUGUUCCUAAAUAGAAGAAGUUACAUUAAGAUUCAAAAUACCCAUCCUUAGGUAGCUAUUUAAGAUUAGCUCUAUAAGUUUAUGAUAUUCAGAAGAAAAUUCCACAAGAUUUAUGAUCUAAUCAAAUGUGAUGCUUGGAUGAAUAUUGUUGAGAAAAAUGGAUUUGCUGGCGAGAAAAACCUAGUCCUGAAAGAUUUCGUCAUUUCACUCUAGCAGUUGAACCUGUAUAGAACUGGAGUUCUGAGAAAUAAGCUUAAGAGUAUCACAUAAAUCAUGUUAGAUCACCUAUAGAAUUGCAAGAAAUGUGAUUUGAAGAAACUGUAGUGUGAAAUAUGCAAAGGAGGAGUCCCUUACUAUGAAUUCGAAAUUGAAAAAUGUGGAGAAUGCAUUCAUUGCGGCAAUAAGGGACACCUGACUUGCAUGCAAAAACAUGUCUGCAAUUCAUUAAAAAACAUUGGUUUUUGA
This is a messenger RNA of Stylonychia lemnae, 2517 nucleotides long. The record is from the annotation of a GenBank genome assembly. Lineage: Eukaryota; Ciliophora; Spirotrichea; Sporadotrichida; Oxytrichidae.